Messenger RNA from Syngnathoides biaculeatus (alligator pipefish), 1658 nucleotides. RefSeq names its product vacuolar protein sorting 72 homolog a (gene vps72a). Gene Ontology annotation, biological process: regulation of DNA-templated transcription; chromatin remodeling. Gene Ontology annotation, molecular function: ATP-dependent H2AZ histone chaperone activity. Bases 281 to 1396 code for a protein of 371 amino acids. The transcript is spliced from 6 exons. NCBI's taxonomy places the organism in Eukaryota, Metazoa, Chordata, Actinopteri, Syngnathiformes, Syngnathidae. The record is from RefSeq and is a predicted model, not a curated record. Gene Ontology annotation, cellular component: nucleus.
UGAACCGGAUGUAAACGUGCUAAACCGGAGAUGGUAAACAACGACUACGAUUCAGCGGUUGCUAAUGCUAAUUGGCAGUGCCAAGCUAUAAAUAUAAAUUUGAACGCGUUCGCGUGCUGGAAACUGCUGUAAAACGUUUAUAUGAAGGAAUUCGCUUCCCCACGUAUACGAAAAAAUAGUUUUAGCCCCUCAGAGACUGCAAGAAAUACAUUUGGCGUGAGCUCACUCCGUUAAAUCAACAUAAUCAGUGGUUAGCUGUGGUAGCUUUGUUUGCGUUUUAAUGCAUAAAAUGAGUCUCGCGGUUCACCGCGAGCCCCGAAAGACUGCGGGGAAUCGCAUGUCCAAGUUGUUGGACGCCGAGGAGGAGGACGAGUUCUACAAGACCACUUACGGAGGAUUCAACGAUGAAUCGGGAGACGACGAGUACAACGAAGAUCAUUCAGACACGGAGGACGAGGUGGACAGCGAUUUUGACAUAGACGAGGGAGAUGAGCCAGACAGCGCCCAGGAAGACGACGCACCUCGCAGGAAGAGUCGAGUCGUUACUAAAGCAUAUAAGGAGCCUGUGAAGGUAGCCAAGCCCAAGCCCAAACCCAAACGACCAUCGGAGGAAACCAAGAAGACCGAGAAGAAACCCAAAGCCGAGCUCAAGCGGCGGAUUCCACAAGAAUUUCAAGACUACGGUGCUCGCAAAUCCGUGCGACAGUCCACCAGCGAGCACACCCGCAAGACCAACCUGCGGCUGCAGGAGCGGCAGGACGCCCCUCGGCGCCGCAGGGGGGCCCACCGUGACCGGCCCCUCACCCAAGAGGAGCUGCUGGCUGAGGCCAAGAUCACUGCCGAACUCAACAUUCGAUCGCUGGAAAACUAUGAGCGGCUGGAAGCUGAUAAAAAGAAGCAAGUCCACAAGAGGCGCCGAUUCGAGGGCCCCACCAUCCGUUACCACUCGGUUCUGAUGCCCCUCGUCUCGCCGUCGCAUCUCAAAGAGGAGAACGUAGACGUCGAAGGGUUGGAUCAGGAUGUUCCCGUGACGGCGCUCCCGAAUCCCGCCAUGCCCUCACAGCAGCCUGUCGGUGGCCUCUGCUCGCGCACCUUUGUGACGUUCAGCGACGACGAGGCGUUUAACUGCGCGUUCCCGCGCGGCACUCAGGAGACUCCCCAGAUCCCAGUGCAGGAAAUCUGCCCCGUCACUCACAAGACGGCGCUGUACCGGGACCCGGUCACGGACAUCCCGUACGCCAACGCGCGGGCCUUCCGCAUUAUCCGCGAGGCCUACCGUAAGUACGUGGCCGCUCACGGGUUUCCCAACGCGUCGGGAGGGAUGACGGGACGGGAUGCGGCGUCGAGAGGCACGCGCCACAGGAUGGCGGUCAAGCAAAGUACACUUGCCACGUAAAUGGGAAUUUUUUUUUUUUUUUCUCUCUUUCUGAGAACACAUCAUCCAUAAAGACUGCACACUGGCCUUUUCACCACGCAGAGGAUGAAUUCCAUAGAUUAAUUUGUGGAACUACAAAUCCAAAUUGAGUGGAUUGAGUAAUGCCCUUGGACCAUUUCCCAUUUCCUUUCUCUCUUUUUUUUGUUUUCCUUCACUUUACUAUCCUUUUGUACUGUGAAAAGAUUACCUUUCUAUAACAAAUAAAACUGUAAUUUAUGUUUUG